This is a messenger RNA of Lates calcarifer (barramundi perch), 3163 nucleotides long. RefSeq names its product stress-induced-phosphoprotein 1. The transcript has 19 exons. The coding region runs from base 186 to 1718 and encodes 510 amino acids. Gene Ontology annotation, molecular function: RNA binding; metal ion binding; protein binding. NCBI's taxonomy places the organism in Eukaryota, Metazoa, Chordata, Actinopteri, Centropomidae. The record is from RefSeq and is a predicted model, not a curated record.
UCGACAGUGGUGACUGGACAGGCGGAGGAGGAGGAGGAGAAUCACCGGGUGAUAUUUCACAUGAACCGGGAGCUUCACCGGCGAGGUGUCGGCGCUAAAUGAAAGCGGAAAACGUGUCCUCUUCACUGUUAAUUUUUAUUUUUUUACCGAGAGUGUUUGUAGGUAAUGCCGGGCGGUAAAACCUGAUGAAGUUCACCAGAGAUAUCUGCCGGCUGCUGGGCUUAGGAGGCGAUGGUCCAGGUGAGGAGGAGAUGGAGAUUCAGGAUUGUGCUCCUGACUCAGCGGACAAAAGAAAAGGCCAAGGUUCACCACAGACCAUGUUGAACAACGAGGAGUGUCUGGAUGAUGAGGAGCGAGCGAGGAGGAGAGCCGAGAGGAGGAGAGCUAAAAGGAAAAGGCAGAAAGAACGGAAGAAACUGGAGAGAGAGGAGAGGAUGGAGGAUGCUUCAGAGCAGGAAGAAGAAGCAGCUGUUGUGUUGUCAGAGAGUGACAGUGCAGAGGAGUUUAAACAGGAGGAGCAAUGGACUGCGGUUCCUUCCAGAAACAAAUGCAACCUUGAAUCAGUCCCUGCCCUCGUGACUACAGAGAACAAGAGCAACUGGCAGUUGCAGUACAGGACCUCAGAGGAGGAGCCAGAGUGGGAUGUCAGCAGUGCGUUUGUGGCCAACGCUGCCAGCCACAUCAAACUCAAAGGCCUGAAGAACAGAGCAAUACAGAUCUCCAGAGAGAACAAGGAGAAUGAGGCCAGGAGCAGCCAGGGGGAGAGCAGAGAAGAAAUGAAGAGGAGGGGGGAGGCUCUGACAGAGCAGGGAAUUCAGAUGUUCGGGCAAGGCCAGUACAGCCAGGCCGUGUGCAUGUUUACAGAGGCCAUCUACUGUGACCCCAAGGACCACAGGUUCUAUGGAAAUCGGUCUUUCUGUUAUUUGUGUCUGGAGCAGUACUCCUCUGCAUUAACAGAUGCUCAGAGGUCCAUUGAGUUGGCUCCCGAUUGGCCGAAGGGUUAUUUCCGUAAAGGGUGUGCUCUGAUGGGGUUAAAGCGCUACAGUGAAGCAGAAAAGGCCAUGGAGCAGGUGUUGAAGCUGGAUCAGCACAUUAAGGAAGCAUCCAGUAAACUUCUUACCUGCCGGAUCCUGCAGCUCAUGGAGAUGGGUUUUGAGGAAGAGCAGAGUAAAAUGCUGCUGGAGAAGUUCCACACUGUCCAGGCCGCCCUUACCUCCUCUGAGGCCAAAGCACUGAAACACACAUCUCUGCAGGACCAGAGUGGGAGCUGUCGCUCUCUGUGGGUUGGGAACAUUACACUGGAAGUUACAGAGAGAGACAUCUUGGAUCUCUUCAAAAUGUUUGGUGAGAUAGAGAGCAUCAGAGUUCUUCAUGAGCGCUUCUGUGCCUUCGUCAACUUUAAGAGUGCCAGUAUGGCUGCCAGAGCCCUGGAGAAGCUGCAGGGGGUGGAGCUGGGGAGCAGCAAGCUGGUGAUGAGGUACCCAGACCGUUGGAUCCAGCGGACCCUGCCCUCCGUACAAAGGACCGACACCGGCCUCAGCUUCAGCGCUGCAGGAACACAGCAGAGCUCAGCUUCCACAGGGUCCAGGCGGAGGGUACCCACAACUGGAGAUGAGUGUUUCUACUGGCGGACCACAGGCUGUAUCUAUGGCGACAAGUGCCGCUUCAGACACAUACCAGACCAGCAAGGUCGAAACAGGAAACCAUGGCAGUCCUAACUAUGUCCCCUACCUUUCCAGACUCUGCACCAGGACACGUUAAAGAAGGAUUUACAAAGAAAAAGGAGAAGGAAAAUGAUAAAAGAUGAGAGGAUGAUCUGUGUGUGUCUGGCUGAAGUCCAGAACCCAGCCUUGGAAAAACGCUAUAAAUCCAUGUGAAACUUCCAAUGUGAGGAGAUCUUCAGAAUCACCGAGGAGGCUCUUAGCUCCUUUGGAUCCUAGAAAAACCCUGAAGAUCUCCUGGUUCCUGCUCUGUGGGAAGUUACCUGCCAUCAAAAGGAUUUACAGGGACGAAUACAUUUGUUUGAACCAUACUGGAACCACUACCCAGGACCAGCUCUGUUACACACUCAGUACUUUAAAAUGAAGUUAUUUUCAUUUAUUUUUUAAACAUUUGCACAAAAUAAUAAAUCAGUAAACACUGUUCUAUGCCACGAGUCAUUUUCAUUCUCUGACCACUAUCAUCUAUUGCACAUGAGCUGUCCAGUUUGAGCCUGAUGCCAUGAUGCUUUCAUAUAAGUUGUACCACACUAAACUGAAUCUAAACAUGCCACAAAAUCAUUCUCAAGUUUUGCUUUCUUGUAAUGUGAAGAGGAAGGAAGUCAUACCAGGUCUGAGCAAACUGUUGUAUAGAGCUCUGCCAACCACAACCAACACAGACCACAUCCUUUUCAUCUUGAAGUUGAGCUGUUUAUCGUUGCUAACUGAACAUAUCUUUCCUCCUGUGCAGAUCUACCUGCUGAUGUGUUCUAACAAAGAGGGAGCUGAGAGGAGCAGCUAUGGGUUUAACAGCAGCAGUGUGUGGAUUUGUCAUCCUCUUCCUCUCUGUGUCAGCGGAACAAAACAAGACUGGUACAGAGCUGACUUACAUUUCUGCUCAGAUCUGUGCUGUGAGAGGAUCAACACGUAUAGACAGCCAUCCGCAGCGAAAAAACAGUCUAUCAAAGUUGAAAAAAUAUUAUGGUUUACUGAAAUGCAGGAUGAAGAACCUGUGGAUCUGAGAACAGACUCAGAGUACACAGGUCGUGUGAAGUAUUAUUGCGACAAGAUGACCUGCACUUUGAGAAUCGCAGACCUGAGAGAGAGCGACUCAGUUCAAGUUCAGGUUCAAAUUCAAAACCAAACGCAACAGGAUAUUCUCCAAUUUACCUGGAGUCACCUUAUCUGUCAUAAAUCCAGCUCUCCAGAUGCAGGUGAGGGGGGGAAAAGGGGGAAAAAACUUCUUCUUAUGCAGACUACUUUUAUCCUGAAGACAGUGUUUCCUGUGCUGUAAUAGGACGUGAGGAUUUCCCUUCUCCUUCAGUGUGUGUUCAUGGUCAACCCUGCAACACAGUGACGUACACUAACAGAAGCAUCUGUGCCUUCAAAGGCUCAUCAGUGGACAUUUCUUGUACUUAUAACAGUCAUAAGGACAAAGUUGAAGCAAAAUUCUGGUUCAGACCUCA